Molecule: messenger RNA, 907 nt
Organism: Moneuplotes crassus
Lineage: Eukaryota; Ciliophora; Spirotrichea; Euplotida; Euplotidae
Source: the annotation of a GenBank genome assembly
GCAAAGUUAGUUAAGAUCUUAAAAUAGCAAAGAAUCUUCUAAUGUGUGGAAAUUCCAUAAGACCGGGGGCAAGUUCUAUUAGGAACAAGGCUAUUAGAAGCACCAUCUGUGCGGAAGAAACGAUUUUCUCGAGUUCUUCAGUUGCAGUUAGACCAUCCUUUGACUAUCCUGUUGUCUAGUUCUUCCUCCAAGUUUGUUCAGUCGUUUCUCUUGUAACUUCUAGUACCUCAGCUUCCUCCAUUGUUGUCUAGUCCUAACCUAAGCAAGUCUUCAGUUUUUCUGAAAUUUCUGGGAGUUUUGACCGGAUUCUUUGAUCUUGCGCUUGUUGGCCACUUGAGCUAUCUUCCUGUACCAUCUUGUUGACUGGUCUGAGAUUCUUCCGUUGGGCUAUCUUCCAUGAGUCUACUACCUCAAAGUAUCUCUUUGAAAUCAAGAAUCCUUCUGAAAUCUUCGGUGUUUGGCGCUCCAAGCCCUUCGCUUGACGCUGAAACAUAACAUGUACUUACGUUGCCAAUGAAGUUGGGAGCUUCUAUGAGCUAGAGCAUCUUCAGGCUGUUCUCGUACAUCUCUGUAGGUCUCACUUGUCUGAAUUCCUGUCAAUUCCUGUUCCUGAGCUUGUUUCCUUGACCUAUGACCUCCUGUUCCCUUUCAUGGCUAAUUCUCGGUCUCUGGCAUGGCCUUGGGCUUGAUCCUUGGUGAACUGUGGACUGUGCAUCUCCUUGGUCUUUUCCUUAAUUUCGCUUGCCUCCUGAAGAAGUCCUGGACUUUUUUGGGUUCUUGGCUUCGGUCUUCUUUCUUCUGAAGUUGUCUGCAUGGGCAAUCCUGAGCAUCAGCUCGAGGAAUCUUCAAAGUGUGACUACAUCUUUGUCCUAUUGCCCUUAUUAAAAAAUUAUAAUUUCGAUCUUUG